UCCAUACACGUCUAGUCUCGAAAACGAUGAUUAGCGGCUCCAAGAACCCUAGUCUGUUGUCGGUGCUGUUUUGUCUUGUUGUCUUGGAAAACUCCCACCUCAGUUUUCUUCGUCAUUUUUCACAUCCCAAUAUGCACCCAUCAUAUUCACAUUCAUUCUUUUAACUUUCCUGCUCCCUAAGGACCGUUUCCAAUUUCCCCUACCCAAAUAUUUUCAAUCUCCACUCAGAAACAUGGUUAGAGCGGAAUAAUGAUGAAUGUAUAGUAUGAAAGCUGUUGUGGAGCGAUUAACACAUUAUUGAAGGUUUUGUGUCUCACUCCCAUCAUAGCUAGUGUAGUGCUACUUGCAUUGCAUUGAGGAUGAUAGUGAAAGCCUGUGAUAAAGGGGAAGUGGAAGGAUCUAAGUCCGUAGGUAAGAUACUGGCAAGAUGGAAAAAAUACAAUGCCCAACUUGAUUCCUGCAAUGAUGCGGACAAGCCUGUUCGAAAAGUUCCGGCAAAAGGAUCAAAGAAAGGGUGUAUGAAGGGUAAAGGAGGGCCUGAGAACUCACGGUGUAAUUAUAGAGGUGUUAGGCAAAGGACUUGGGGGAAAUGGGUUGCUGAAAUCCGUGAGCCGAACAGAGGGAAAAGGUUAUGGCUAGGUACUUUUUUGACUGCCAUUGGUGCUGCUCUUGCAUACGAUGAAGCAGCCAGGGCAAUGUAUGGUUCUUGUGCCCGCCUCAACUUUCCCAAUGUUUCGGUUCCGAGAUUCUCCGAGGAAUCUUCAAACGAUUCUCCAGCUGCGAAUCACUCCAAUUCAUCAAUGACAGGUUCAGCAAAUUCCGAGUCCAUGAUAAUGCCAAAUAACUUGGGGAUAGGAGCAAAAGACGGUAAUGACAUGGAACCGAUUUCGUUAACCUUAAGCGUAAAACAGGAGAAUGAGGAAGGUGUGAAUUAGGGAUAAAUUAGUCCCUUCCUUCUUGUUCAUGAUGUACAUUUUGCAUACUGCGGUUCGGAUAUGACAUGAAUAUUUAGCUCUUGUACUUACUAAUGACCAGCUUAAGGGUAAUGAAACUUGAUGGUUGGUCAUAUGAUUUAGCUUUUGUAAUUUGUAAAACCAAAAUGAACUUGGUUGGAAAAUGGUUAUGACCAAAUGCACUCUUGAUAUUGAAUCAAGUUUUAACCUCAUAAGAAGUGAAAUGCUUUCUACAUUUCUUCUA
Messenger RNA from Cicer arietinum (chickpea), 1197 nucleotides. RefSeq names its product putative dehydration-responsive element-binding protein 2H. Gene Ontology annotation, biological process: positive regulation of DNA-templated transcription; response to stress. Gene Ontology annotation, cellular component: nucleus. Gene Ontology annotation, molecular function: DNA-binding transcription factor activity; transcription cis-regulatory region binding. NCBI's taxonomy places the organism in Eukaryota, Viridiplantae, Streptophyta, Magnoliopsida, Fabales, Fabaceae. The record is from RefSeq and is a predicted model, not a curated record.